UGUGGAUGUGACGCUCGCUUGCCGCAUGUUAAUUUACAAUUAUCACAAAUUAUAUUGAAAGUUUAUUUAUUGGAAGCAUUUAUGGUGCCGCUUGGAAACGAGUGUAAUCGGAAAACAAUUUUCCGAAUGACAGUGUAAUAAUACCUCUGAUACAAUGUCUACUGAUUUCUAUAUACGUUAUUACGUUGGUCACAAAGGCAAAUUUGGCCACGAAUUUUUAGAAUUUGAAUUCCGACCUGACGGAAAGUUGCGGUAUGCUAACAAUUCUAAUUACAAGAAUGAUACAAUGAUCCGCAAAGAGGCUUAUGUGCACCCGUGCGUGAUGGAAGAGCUAAAGAGGAUUAUCGUAGACUCUGAAAUAAUGCACGAAGAUGACAGACUAUGGCCGCAGCCGGAUCGCGUCGGUAGACAGGAGUUGGAAAUAGUAAUUGGAGAGGAACAUAUCUCAUUUACUACUUCAAAGACAGGUUCAUUGGUAGAUGUGAACCAGUCCCGUGACCCUGAGGGUCUCCGCUGCUUCUAUUACCUUGUCCAGGACCUCAAGUGUCUAGUGUUUUCCUUAAUCGGUCUUCACUUUAAAAUUAAGCCUAUAUAAGUUAGUUCUACUGUAUGUAAUAAGAAUAAUAAAGUAAUAUUGACAUAUUUGCUGCAAUAAGUUU
Molecule: messenger RNA, 659 nt
Organism: Hyposmocoma kahamanoa
Lineage: Eukaryota; Metazoa; Arthropoda; Insecta; Lepidoptera; Cosmopterigidae
Gene: mago
Product: protein mago nashi
Exons: 2
Coding region: 155-595 (146 amino acids)
Biological process (GO): RNA splicing
Cellular component (GO): nucleus; catalytic step 2 spliceosome; exon-exon junction complex
Source: RefSeq, a predicted model, not a curated record